AUGUCUGCUGGAGCAGAACCCCCCAGAUCCCAGCAGUCCACCAUUAAAAAAAAUGUGAAGCCCCUCCUUAGAGGCCACCUGCACCAGCAUGCCAUCUUCGCUGCCCUGGCAGCUGGCAUGCUGCUCGUGGCCUCCGCCUCAACCAGGGAGGCCAGAAUUUCUUGCACUGUUUAUGUGGCCUCUCUGGUCGCCCUAUUCAGCGCCAGCGCCCUCUAUCACAGGGUGACAUGGAACCCAUGGGCCAGGGAACAGAUGGGUAAAGUGGACCAUGCGGCAAUCUUUGUCUUGAUUGCAGGGACAUACACUCCAAUUGCACAGCUGGGUUUUGAGGGGGAGCUUAGGCACAUGCUUCUUGUGAGAGUGUGGGUUGGCGCGGCUGCUGGCAUCCUGCAGUCCAUCUUGUGGCCGUCGGCGCCCAAAGCCGUGUCCACUGCAAUUUACAUCGGACUGGGUUGGAUCAUCCUCCCUCAUGCUUAUGAGGUGUUUGGCUACCACGAGGUGUUCCAUGCCUUUGUGGUCGUAGCAAGCAUUCUCCAUUUCGCUGCGGUAUACUUGCUAGUGCAUAAGACGUGA
Messenger RNA from Coccomyxa subellipsoidea C-169, 573 nucleotides. RefSeq lists its product as hypothetical. Gene Ontology annotation, cellular component: membrane. The transcript has 5 exons. Lineage: Eukaryota; Viridiplantae; Chlorophyta; Trebouxiophyceae; Coccomyxaceae. The record is from RefSeq and is a predicted model, not a curated record. The coding region runs from base 1 to 573 and encodes 190 amino acids.